AUGCCGGCGGGCGGCGCUGCCACGCCCACGGACACGCGUGGGGCGGGCGCGCACUGCGACGCGGCCCCGGCUCGGCUCCGGCCCGCGGCCCCGGCGCCCUCACCUGCACGCGGGACGCGGCACAGCCCCGGCCUCGCCCGGCUGCGGGCACCGGACGGAAGUACCGGCGCUGUCCCGCCUCCCGCGGUCGCGCAUGCCCCGGCGGGGCAGGCGGCCGGGGAGCUGCGGCGGAUGCCGGAGGCGGUGCGGCUCCGCAAGCGGCGGUCGGUGCUGUACAGCUCGGCCGGCGGGGCCGCCGCGCAGCGAGGCGCCGGUGCAGCCGCGCCCGCCCCGCUGCUGGCGCUCGCCCUGGCGCUGCGGACGCUCAAUUGCUUCCUCGUGCAGACCAGCUUCGUGCCGGACGAGUACUGGCAGUCGCUGGAAGUGGCUCAUCGCAUGGUCUUCAAUUAUGGUUACCUGACUUGGGAAUGGACAAGUAGCUUAAGGGGCUACUCGUACCCACUGAUCUUUGCAAGCAUGUACAAAGCAUUACAGCUGCUGGCUAAGGAUAAUGUCCAGCUGCUGAUCUGGGUCCCUAGGCUUGCACAGGCAGUGCUGGCUGCUUUUGCUGAUGUGAAGCUUUACUCAUUAGUGCAACACCUUGAAAAUUCAGAAACAGCAAAGUUCGUGUUCUUCUGCCAACUCUGUUCCUGGUUUACAUGGUAUUCCUGUACCAGAACUCUAACAAACACCAUGGAGACUAUUCUUAGCAUUUUUGCUCUUUCCUUCUAUCCAAUAAAAGGCUCCAAGAUGGGGAACAGCUGUAAGUAUUUAGCUUUGGUUGCACUUGCAAUUGUUAUUCGUCCCACUGCUGUUAUCCUGUGGAUGCCUUUGGUCUUCAGCCAUUUUUUGCAAGAACAGAGGAAAACAGAUCUUAUCCUAUACAACUGCAUUCCAGUUGGAUUGGUCACAGUAGGAACCUCUUUAAUAAUUGACCGUGUGUUUUUUGGUGAGUGGGUACUGGUUCAGCUGAACUUCUUGAAAUUCAACGUGAUGCAGAAUUUGGGAACAUUUUAUGGCUCUCACCCUUGGCACUGGUACUUCACUCAGGGACUCCCAGUUGUCUUGGGUCCCCAUCUGCCAUUCUUUAUUCACGGCUGUGCACUGGCACCAAGGAGGUUCCAUGUCCUUCUGCUGGCAGUGAUCUGGACAGUGCUGGUGUACAGCACACUGAGCCAUAAGGAAUUCAGGUUCAUCUAUCCAGUACUGCCAUUCUGCAUGAUAUUUUGUGGAUAUUCUUUGAAAUAUCUGAAAGCAUGGAAGAAAACUACAGCAAGUUUCCUGCUGUUAUCCAAUUUAAUCCCAGCUCUGUACACAGGCUUGGUUCACCAGCGAGGCACUCUGGAUGUUAUGAGUCACAUCCAGCAGCUCUGCAAUCACUCUCAGCAGUCACAAGCCUUUGUCUUCAUCCUGAUGCCAUGUCACUCUACUCCAUUUUACAGUCAUGUUCACUGUCCUCUAAAAAUGAGAUUCCUUCAGUGUCCCCCAGACCUAACUGGCAAUGCGAGCUACGUUGAUGAAGCAGAUAUGUUUUACUCUAACGCACUUGGCUGGCUGAAUAAGGAGUUUUACAAUGACACAUUAUUACCCAGUCACUUGAUCCUCUUCAAUGUGCUAGAAAAGGAAAUAUCAUCAUUUCUAGCUUUAAGGGACUAUGAGAAAACAGCCACUGUCUUUCAUACUCAUGUACCUCAAGGACGAGUUGGAAGCCACAUCUCCAUCUACAGGAGAAAAACUGAAAUGAAUUUUCUCUGAAGAUCAGUGGCUAGACCUCGGACCAGAUCAGUUUUGCAUAGCAGUAGCUAUGCUUACUCCUCAUGGUGCAAAAGGAGAAAGCAGGGAGUCGGAAACUGGGAAAGUCAAUGGGAGGUCCCAUGAGGCAGCCAUGGCUGCCUGCAAACACAAAAACCUCCUGAAGGCAGCUUCAGUAGCAGUAGGGCAGGGUGGGGUUGCUGACCUACCUUACAACACUAGAAAGCAUUGGGAAGACCAAAAUUACCAUAUGAAUACUUAAGCAACAAAAUACAGACAAGACUGGACUGUUUCUAUAGAACUGUAUAACUAUGCUGAAUUUCUUUUAUAAAUAAAGACGUUUACCCACAA
This is a messenger RNA of Lonchura striata (white-rumped munia), 2142 nucleotides long. RefSeq names its product phosphatidylinositol glycan anchor biosynthesis class B (gene PIGB). Gene Ontology annotation, biological process: GPI anchor biosynthetic process. Gene Ontology annotation, molecular function: alpha-1,2-mannosyltransferase activity. Gene Ontology annotation, cellular component: endoplasmic reticulum membrane. Lineage: Eukaryota; Metazoa; Chordata; Aves; Passeriformes; Estrildidae. The record is from RefSeq and is a predicted model, not a curated record.